Messenger RNA from Hippocampus zosterae (dwarf seahorse), 940 nucleotides. It is a transcript of the gene b9d1, whose product is annotated as B9 protein domain 1. The transcript is spliced from 7 exons. NCBI's taxonomy places the organism in Eukaryota, Metazoa, Chordata, Actinopteri, Syngnathiformes, Syngnathidae. The record is from RefSeq and is a predicted model, not a curated record. The coding region runs from base 139 to 762 and encodes 207 amino acids. Gene Ontology annotation, biological process: cilium assembly. Gene Ontology annotation, cellular component: MKS complex.
ACCAUAGGGUGGGGUGGAACAAGCGUCACCUUAGCAACGGAGAGACUUUAGCUAGCACUCCGAACAGGCUAAAUGUACUGUAUCUUCGAAAAAUAUAGACUUCUGAAAACAGAGUCGGAUGUACUGUUUUAAGACAGGAUGGCUGCAAACAACCCGUCUGUGUUUCUUCUCUCGGUGAACGGACAGAUUGAGGGAGCGAAUUUUCCGAGUUAUGACGAUUUGUACUGCAAAUACUGCUUUGUUUACGGCCAAGACUGGAUGCCCACUACUGGUUUGGAGGAAGGUAUCACUCAAAUAACAUCUAAAGGCAGUCAAUCGUCACACAAAUUGAUAUGGAACUUCCCACUGGACAUCACUUUUAAGAGCACAAACCCUUCGGGAUGGCCUCAACUUGUGCUGAGUGUGUAUGGACCAGACAUGUUUGGCAACGAUGUGGUCAGAGGCUAUGGAGCAACACACAUCCCGUUAACACCUGGAAAUCAUACACGGACCCUGCCCAUGUUUGUUCCUGAACCCACAUGGAGACUUCAAAAGUUCACCAGUUGGCUUUGGGGACGUCGACCAGAGUACACAGACCCGAAAGUGGUAGCCCAGGGUGAAGGGCGAGAAGUGACGCGGGUUUGUUCCCAAGGAUUUGUGACUGUCUGCUUUAACAUCAUCAUGAAGGACAUGAAGAAACUGGGCUAUGAUUCUGGACCAUCAAAUUCCUCAAACACACAAUCUUACGGCACCACAUCUGGCUGGUCCGCGGAUGAAACGUGACCAUUUCUAGUGUCCAUCCUAACGCUCUGGUUAUGAUUACGACAACACGUCGAAAUUAUGGUAACUGUCCUGUUUAUAUUCAAAAUUUGUUUGAUGCAAAUGUCUUUGUAAAUGGCUUUGUUACAUAUUCCAUCAUUUGUAUUUUUAUAUUUUUACAUAAAGUUUGACUUUACAGAGA